Molecule: messenger RNA, 5801 nt
Organism: Homalodisca vitripennis (glassy-winged sharpshooter)
Lineage: Eukaryota; Metazoa; Arthropoda; Insecta; Hemiptera; Cicadellidae
Gene: form3
Product: formin-J
Biological process (GO): cellular component organization
Molecular function (GO): actin binding
Source: RefSeq, a predicted model, not a curated record
GAAGGAACAGAGAGGUGGGGUCGCAAGCAGUCCAGUCGCGGCCGCCUUGUGCGUGAGUGUCUAGUGCUGUGUCCAGGAUCUUAACACACAUAUUUCCAAGAGCCUGAUGCCCGGGCCAGCCCAACGCUCGGCCCCGCCAUGGAGUCCCGCUUCGGCCUCGACUAUAUCGUCGACAACCCCGAGUACACGGGAAAACUGGCAGCCGCAUUGGAUACGAGCAAUGUGACGGUGAAGAAGCAAGUGUUCGAGCUGCUGUCGGCCCUCUGCGUCUAUAACAGCGACGGCUACGAGAGGGCCCUGGACGCGCUUGAACACUACAAGAAACUCAAGUGUGCGAGGUAUCGGCUGAAGGUUGUUGUGGACGAGCUACAAGCAGCCACCGCAGUCGACUACCAGACAGCGCUGGUAGCGUUCCUCAACUGUCUCAUCAUAUCCACGGCAGAUCUGAAGGAGCGCAUCCGAAUCCGGAAUGAGUUUAUCGGGCUCAAACUGCUGCCAGUACUCAACGAACUAAGGAGAAGUGCACGAGGAGUUGCAGAGCUUGGCGUCCAGCUUGAUGUAUUUGAUGAGCAGAGAGAGAGUGACGAGGCCCAAGUCUUGCAUUCUCCUCACCAAGUAGAUCUCAGCUCACAUCUGGAUGUAUUCUACGCAAUACUUAGACAAGUUGCUGAUACACCACAGGAGAUCCCAUUUUUGAGCAUACUUCAGCAUCUACUUCGAAUUGAUCCUCGUGAGGCUGUCAGUGACAUUAUCUGGGACACGGCCGAGCGGUUGGUGCACCGUGCAACUCUACUAGAGGGCAAGGAGGACGCCACACGACUGCUACGCUCUCCUAGUCUUCAGUCCCACAAACAGCCCUUGUGUGGUAGCCGCAAGCAGAGUCUAAACACCUCGGUACCCCCUCCCCCUCCUCCACCCUUAGCUCCCCCUGGACCCCCUCCUCCCCCACCACCUCCUCCACUGGCCCCACCACCACCACCCUGUGCCCCCUCCCAACCCAGUAUGGGAGGACCACCCCCUCCUCCUCUACUCAACCCCCCUGUCACGACCAAAAUCCCCUCAGAAUCAGUGGAUAGUGGUCAGAACGUUGUUUUACCUCAGCAAGAAACACCUACCCCUCGUGCAAAAAUGAAAACAAUCAACUGGAAUAAAAUACCAAAUAAUAAAGUUGUGGGGAAGCAUAACAUCUGGUCAUUGGUGGCCCGCAGUCACCAGCACUCACCCAUGGCUGACCUGGACUGGGACGAGAUGGAAGGACUGUUUUGUCAACAGGCUCCACCACCACCAUCCACAUCCACCUCCGCCCAGUCGUCCCCCCAUCUCAGCAACCGAGACUCGGUUGAUGGAGAUAGGAAACGCAAGGAGCCAUCCGAGAUUGCCCUCCUUGAUGGGAAGAGAAGCCUUAAUGUUAAUAUAUUUUUAAAACAAUUUAGAAGUACAAAUGAAAACAUAAUACAAGUCAUUAGAGAUGGUGAACAUGAUGAAAUAGGAGCCGAAAAGCUGAGAGGUCUGCUAAAAAUUCUUCCUGAGCUUGAUGAACUUGAAAUGCUUCGUAACUUUGACGGGGACAAGACAAAACUUGGCAAUGCUGAAAAAUUUUUACUACAAUUAAUAGCAGUACCAAAUUACAAAUUGCGGAUUGAGAGUAUGUUGCUCAAGGAGGAGUUUGCUGCCAAUAUGAGUUACCUGGAGCCCAGCAUCAAUGCCAUGAUUGUGGCAGGAGAAGAUCUUAUGACGAAUAAACCUUUACAAGAAGUCCUGUACAUGGUUCUAGUUGCUGGGAACUUCUUAAAUGCGGGUGGAUAUGCAGGAAAUGCAGCAGGAGUAAAGCUCAGCUCACUACAGAAAGUUACAGAUAUCCGGGCCAACAAGCCCGGUAUGAAUCUCAUCCACUAUGUCGCACUGCAAGCGGAAAAGAAAAGAAAAGACUUACUAAAGUUUCCAGAUGAAAUGGGUGUUUUAGAAGAAGCCACAAAGACUACAGUCGAACAGCUACAAAAUGAGAUCAACACUCUUGAUACAAGAAUCAAGAAAAUCAGGAAACAAAUUGAGCUUCCAUCCACAGAGAAAGAAAUAAAAGCACAAAUGUUGGAAUUUCUACAAAUGGCUCAACAAGAAGUUGCAACACUACAGAGAGACCUAGGGGAACUUGAAAAUGUAAGGAAAAUGCUGUCAGAGUUCUUUUGUGAAGAUCCUGGAACUUUCAAGAUAGAGGAAUGUUUCAAAAUAUUCCAUGGGUUCUGCAUAAAGUUCAGACAGGCAGUUGUGGAAAAUGAGCGGCGGAGACUGCAAGAGGAGCAGGCAAUGGUGCGCAGGCGACAGCGGGAAGAGCAGCUAGCUACUAAACGAAGGCUCUUGAGCAGUGGCCAACUAUGUUCCAAUGGAUCAGAGUCUGAAGGCAAUAUCGUUGAUUCUCUUCUGUAUGAUAUCCGAUCAGGAUUUCCCAUAAAGAAAGAUAUGGACAAAGAAAUGAAGAUGAGGAGACUAGGCAGUGUUAUAAUGACUUCCGAAGAAGACGUUUCAGUAUCUGGCUCACCUCUGCUUACUCGCAGGAGGUUUGGCUCUUUUUCUGGAGAAAAUCCAAUGAAAGAAGAUGCCAACUAUUCUCCAGAUGUCACUCCAACAGGGAGUUUGAGAAGACGGAGAAGUCGAGUUCCCUCAGAAGAAGAUGAGUCUACACUUAUGGAGUUUCUUCAAGCUUCUGGUCAAAAUGCAAAUAGGGAACGAAAGUCAUGGGGUAGUUUAGAUCGAUCCUGGGCUCGCCGAGCACGUGGUGGUGGUCGCAAGAGACCUGAUCUUUUGAGUGCCGACUUCUCUGGUGACAGAGAGCGUCCAAACUCUCCCUCCCCUCUUGCUGAAAACAAGACCAUCCUGCCAGCCACAGAUGAGGAAGAAGCCAAACCAAGGGCUUGGAGACAGAAAAUAGAAGCUUGGCUACAAGAAAAUGAAAAGGAGGAAAAACAAACAGAAGACUUGCAUCGAAGAGCACGAAGGCUACAGUCCAAUCGUCGUUCCUUUGAGGGUGACUCUGAGAGUGAAAGGUCACUGACUCUUGACACCUUGCCCGAGGGUAAGCUUGCACAGGGAGCUGGUCAAUACAAACGUGUUUAUUCAGAUUGGAAACCAACUGUAGACAAAACAGAUGUUGUAGGAACGAUGGAAGCCAUUGCUGGUGCUGAAAGUCAAGUGAAAGACAAAUCUGCAUGGAGGAAGUCCAACUUAAAUGUGGCAAGUUCAGGAGAGGAGUCAGAGACUGAUCAGAGGCGACUGCGUCGUCUGCGGUCACGCAACAGUCUGGAUGGUCUACCCUCAUCUACACUACAGGCAAUUACAGAAGAAGAGAAACGGAAAGGUAUCAUCAAUAGCCUUGGUCAAAUGCCUGAUGAGAUGACGCUCACAAUGUACAUUCGUAAACCUAGUGAAACACCUACUCCUUCUACUCCAGACAAAAAUAAACUUCGACAAAAGUUCAGUCCUCUUUUAUCAAGGAGAGUACCAUUAUCACCUUCUGAAAAUAAUGAAGAACAAAACUUACCACCAUUUGCACCUCGGAGGUUGAGAAAAAGUUCUAUCGAUAUUGGUGUGACAGAUCGUGUAGAAAUAGAUUCAGACAACAUAGAAACUCCACCAGCCACAAGAAAACUUGGGAGUGCAAAAUCAGGUAGUGGAGAAGUAACCUCAGAUGGAACAUUGAGCAGAAGUCAGUCUAAUGAAGAUGCCAAAGUUGAAGAAGAAGAAAUGGGUGAUGGUCAGUUUAAUAGAUUCUCAUCUACACGGAGAACGAGGAGGUAUAGGAAAACUAAUGAAGAGGACCCAGUUAGAAGAACAGAGGUUGUUUCUCCUGAGUUGAUUCCUGAUAAACAAAUAAUUAGACCAGCAACUUUGCAAGUACAGUCUUAUCCAGUCACAUCACAAGCUCCUCAGGACACUGAAUCACGUUUGAAAAAGUGGCAAGAUCGACUUAAGUACAGAGGAAAUGAAAUUAAAAUGGAAGAAGAAGCCAUUGGUAAUAUUAUAAAGUCUGGCGAAGAACUUCAAAAUUUGGGCAAAUCUUCUACUCUGCCAAGAACACUACGGCACAGGUCAAGUAUCUCUAGGACAGAUGUAAUAGAGGCUUUGAAACCUUUUAAGAAUAAUAGUGAAACUCCACAGCCAACAACUGAUAUUUCCCUGGAAUCUGCACCCAAAGAGAUGAACUCACAUACUCUGCCACGGUCCAUCAGACAUAGAAGCAACAUAGAACCAAGUGAUGUUUCCCAGGCUAUUAGAAAGUAUGGUUUCCAGCAAGAUAAAUUCCCUGUGUCUCAAACCAAUUCUCCUAAUAAUCCUGGUGUAAUAAGUGCAGACAAACAUGGAAAAUUCAGUGCAAGUAGUGUUACAAAUUUACCUGCUUCAAAAACAACCAGUCAAGAGAGUAAUAACAAUAGAGCAUCUGCUCAGCUUAAAAAUGAGUUCAUUCCAGAGAUAAGAGUUCAAGCAUCAACACCAUUUAAGCAAAGAGCGGAACAUGAAUUGAAUGAUGAAGGUUUUGAGGAAACCCAAAGCCUUGUUUCAGAAACACCAAGUCAAGGGACAUCAUCUGGUUGUAAUUAUGAGGGAGACAGUACAGAUGCACCAAAACAUGCAGGAACAAAACUUUCAAGGGCAGAUAGUAGUGGCAGUGGAGAAACAAGUUUGAAAACAAAUAAAAGUAAAAUCUCAAGAACUUCAUCUCUGAGAUUGCCUGAAAGACGAAGUAUUAUUCCUAGAAGCUCAAGCUUAAGAAAAACAGAUUCACAAGCUAGUCUUUCAGGAGGAGCAGCAAUUAAAAGGUCUGAUACUCAAUCAAGUUUAACAAAACAAAUAAGUAAGAGUGUUCCUAAAAUUUCUGAUUCAAGAAAACCUUUAAGUCAGAUACCAACAACUCAGACAUCUGAAUCAAAAGCAGAAUCUUCUCUUAGGAAAAGUUCUUCUAGUCCCUACAGGAGGCAAGCUACUUUGGAAAGAACCCCACCCAAGCUAACUCCAAGUAGUAAAUCUAUAUCAAACAGUACACCCAUGAAAAAGAAAGUGGAGCGGUCCAAUUCAAGAAGUAGUUUACGCAGCUCACGGAGUUCUCUAAACAGUGCAACAUCAGUGAGCACUGUUCGAAAUAUCAGACCAGUUCCAGGUAUUGGAAACUACACAAGUGCAAUCAAAACACUAACAUCAGAUUUGAGAAAAUCUAAUUCUUUGAAAAAACCUUUGGCUCCAGUUCAACUGAGAAGUAAAACGCCUGUGCCCGCCAGUAGAAGCAGUAGUAGUGGCAGCAGUAUCGGGCCCACAACACGUCAAAGACAGGUCACAUCAGGUCUGAGCACAAGUUUCAAGGAAAAUAACGCUUCUGUUGUACCUGCCAGUCGCAGUAGCAGUAGUGGCAGCAGCAUCGGACCAGGCCGGAGAGUUACCAAUAGUUUCAUGAGGCCUACAGCAUCCAGUGCGGCUAAAGAUUCUAUUGAUACUCCCAGAAUCAAACCAUUGUUCCGCCAAAGUAUUAAAUAGAAGAUAAUAAUGUUGCAAAUCAGGUUGUUUUUAGAGUUUAGUUAUAUCAAACAGACAAUUUUAAAAUUGUGACAGACAAAUAUGUUGUGUUUUGUAAGUAAUUAAUUUUAUUUGUGCUGUAAACUUAUAGGUAUUAUAACAUACUAUAGUUAUUUUUAUAUUUUAGUACUUUGUUUACGAGUUUUCUUUAUAAAUGAAACAGUGAAGAUGUGAUAAUAUUAGUUGUUAAUUUGUAUGUUACUGAAGUCAUUAAAGAUCAAACAAAUGAAUUCUUGAUGAAA